AUGACCACGUACGACGAGUACGGCAUUCCCGUUGGCGCAUACUCUGAGCCAGAGAGCUUGACACACCAAGCAUGGAGACUGGCGAGAGCUUUCUUUCUCUACCGCAUACGGCCUGCAGUGCAGGCUAGGACCAAUGCGCUGCGGAGCGGCAAUUGGGGCAUCAAACGGCUAUUCACGCUUGUAAACGCGCUGGUGAUGCUUUGGUGGGUGGUUCUGUACUGGGGCGAAAGAGGCGUCUUCAACAGCGCUAUUGGGAGUUGCAACUGGGACAAGUGGGAGAAUUGGGAAGCGGGCGCAAACCCUCACAGGCUCAUCUUCGUCGCCGAUCCGCAACUCAUAGACCCGCAUACGUAUCCCGGCCGCCCAUGGCCUCUUAAUCCUCUGACGUACAAAUACACCGAUCUCUACCUGCGUCGCACCUACUCGCGCUUCCAGACUAUCCUAUAUCCGGAUACCAUAUUCUUCCUCGGCGACCUGUUUGAUGGCGGUCGUGAGUGGUCGACGCGCACAACUACGUCGCCAGAGAAGCAGUACCGCAAGUAUGGCGACGACUUUUGGAUGAACGAGUAUAGGCGAUUUGGCGAUAUCUUCUUCAAGCACUGGGGUGAUGCGGGAAUGAAUCCCAGAUCUGGACAGCGAGGGAGGAAGAUUAUAAGCAGUUUGCCUGGAAAUCACGACUUGGGCUUUGCGAGAGGUGUUCAGGUCGGUGUCAGGAACAGGUUCAAUGCCUAUUUCGGCGACGGAAACAGGAUCGAUGUCAUUGCGAAUCAUACAUUCGUCUCUAUAGACAGUGUCUCGUUGAGCGCAUUCGGCCAGGAAAAUCCACAUGAAGUCGAGAAUAUCUGGAAGCCUACCAAGGAUUUUCUCGAAAACGCAAAACGACAAAAGAAGCGUCUCAUUCAGCGCGAGCUACGCGCACAGCAAGGUCUCAAACCCUACCCCGGCAUGCUUCACCAAGAGAUCAAGCGCGAAGACCUAGCCAAAGCCGAACUCCCACACGCAAACGACGACGUAACCGAGUUUCCAACCAUCCUCCUCUCCCACGUCCCCCUAUACCGCGCCCCCGGUACACCCUGCGGGCCCCUCCGCGAACACUGGCCCCCGACGCCUCCGCCCGCCGGCCAACCCCCCCUCGAACACGACGACCGCAACGCCAUCUCCGUACGCGGCGGCUACCAAUACCAAAACGUGCUGAACCGCGAAAUCACCGCCGACAUAGCGGAGAAGGUCGGCGAUAUACGAUAUGCCUUUUCGGGCGACGACCACGACUACUGCGAAGUCGUGCACAAAGCCUACCCCAGCGGCGGCGGCGGCAUCCGCGAGGUCACCGUCAAAAGCAUAAGCUGGGCCAUGGGCGUCCGUCUACCAGGCAUCGUCAUGCUCAGUCUGUGGAACCCCGUUGAUAUCCACGGCAACCCUAAGAACGGCGAUGCUAGUAAAACAGUGCAGAUGAAACAAUGUCUCCUCCCCGAUCAAAUCGGUACUUUUGUAAAGUAUGGGUUACUCUUCGGUAUUACGCUUCUUUUACUACUCGGACGCGCUGUUUUAGUAACUUUUGGUCUCUGGGGUCGAGAUCCUGAUGCUCCGAAUUCUACAAGCCCCCUCCUACCCACGACAAACACCUUUUCUUCCGCCUCUUAUUCGACGGAUUCAGAUAAACACAACUACACCCACGAACCCCAAUCUUCAAACUCGUCUACCUCGUCCGAACGCACCGGUAUCUUACUCUCCACUCGUACACCACAGGCUAGAACACGCGCUCCCACUUAUUCCUCUACCACUCCACAGCAGCAACAUCAACAAACAUACUCGUUCCCCCUCGUCCAACACGCAGGCUACAACCCCGCAAACGACGAUAGCUACACCGGAGAUGACAAGGAGAAAUCGAGGGCAAGGGUCAAGUUUUAUGGACAACCUGGAGCAGGAGGCAAGAAGAGGAAAAUGAGAAAGGGGUUGAGGUUGUGGUGGUAUGAGUUUCGGAUGGGCUUGGGGAAGGUGGUGGGGUGUGGGUUGGUGUGGUAUGUUUGGUUGGUUUGGAGGGGGUGA
Messenger RNA from Pyrenophora tritici-repentis Pt-1C-BFP, 2046 nucleotides. RefSeq lists its product as uncharacterized. Gene Ontology annotation, biological process: GPI anchor biosynthetic process. Lineage: Eukaryota; Fungi; Ascomycota; Dothideomycetes; Pleosporales; Pleosporaceae. Gene Ontology annotation, cellular component: endoplasmic reticulum. The record is from RefSeq and is a predicted model, not a curated record.